This is a messenger RNA of Talaromyces amestolkiae, 762 nucleotides long. RefSeq lists its product as uncharacterized. The transcript has 3 exons. Lineage: Eukaryota; Fungi; Ascomycota; Eurotiomycetes; Eurotiales; Trichocomaceae. The coding region runs from base 1 to 762 and encodes 253 amino acids. The record is from RefSeq and is a predicted model, not a curated record.
AUGUACGACCCCGCCCAUCUGGUGCGUGGGGUCUCCCAUACCCCAAAAAUGCAAAAGUCUCAAGCCGGCCGCAAGAAACGUAAGCUGAAGGGCAAGAAGCGAGGUGAUCCGACGGUGAAAGAUAAAGAUGGAGAUGUUUCUUUUGGUUUAGAGAAACAAGAUCCAGAAGAGCUCGCUGAUUUCAUUGAUUUCAUUGCAUCUGAAGUCUUCGAAGCGUUGCCAGCAACACUUCAGACUCUCUCAUAUUCCAAAAUUCAAAAUGAUGCAUCGCUAGCAAAACAAUACAGCGAUGGCACAGAACUCACUGAUGCCGACCUGGAGACUCUAACAGCACCCAUCCCCGUCUCCGUCUCAGAAUCGCUCUCAGUCUACGGCAUCCUUCCAGAGUCACUGGACAUAACAGCAGCUUUCCUCCGCCCAGUCCUCACAGACUACAUAACAUCUGUAACCGCAGCGCCACCAGCAUGGGCCACCACUAAGACAGAAGCCUGCGAGAUUUGCGAACGGGACUGGAUCCCGCUGUCGUAUCAUCAUCUCAUUCCGCGAGAAGUGCACGCUAAAGCGCUCAAGCGUGGGUGGCAUGAAGAGUUUAUGCUGAAUAGUGUUGCGUGGUUGUGUCGGGCUUGCCAUAACUUUGUCCACAAGAUGGCUACCAACGAGGAAUUGGCGAGAGAGUACUAUACUAUCGACCACAUUCUGGAGCGAGAUGAUGUACAGGAUUGGGCGAAGUGGGUUGGACGAGUCCGUUGGAAAGCGCGAUGA